AUGUCCCAAAUCUAUCGAAGAAGCCUCUUUUACAACUUGCAAACAGACACCCAACACAAACAGAGCUCUAAGCUUUUGGAUUUGGAAGCUUCUCCAGACCCAGCUCCUUAUACGCCACCUCUCUCAAGGCCAAUUUCAAACUCCAUCAAUGGAGACGGUGAUGAACGGAAUGAGCUUUCGGAGCUCUUUGAAGACAUCGAACAACUUGUUGCUCCGCCACAUGUGCUUGUCAAGGAAAACCUUUUGCAGCCAGCGCCGCCACUUCACGCUAUAUACAACCCCUCGCUUGUCACGCCUGGAGCACCCUCUCACCCAAGCGCACGUCAUCGAAUUGCCAAGAUGCCCUAUCACUUAUCAACCAAUCAUCACUCAGCAGUCAUCUCCUUAUUGAAACGUUCCAGAUCACCUGAUUCCCUUUUUGAUAACAUACAUCUGGAGCCAAUCGUCCCUCAAAAGCGUCCUAACUCAUCGCAUAACCACGACGAAGGAAUCCGUAAGCGUUCUUGUCUACCAUUGUCCUAUACGAAUACGCAACAACUGCUCUCAGGUCGGUUUCCAAUCACACCGGAGGAUUUGGCCGCCCCAACUGUCCCGCAAAAACGCUCUCACGUAUCACAGUAUGAAGAAAUGUACCUUAAGCGAGCUUGUGCAGCGUCAGACUACCCCAGCGACCAACAGGCGCCAAAGCUUCGCCCUACAAAGUUGGCGGAUCAGUCUGGUAUGGGCUCGAGUUAUACCUUCACAUUUUGUUCGCCAUGGCCACAGGGAAUUCUUCAACCCCUGGAGGCCGACAUGGGACUAAGCGGACAAAUCGAACAACCAUGCAACAGUUAUCAGACUCUUAGUCCAACUAACAAUACCGACUCAAAAUUUCCCAAUCCACCCUACGUUGACAAUCAGAAUCUCACUAGAAGUCCAAAUCAACCCGGCUCACCGUCACAGGAUGCCAGGUUCAAUGAAGUUUCAGAUGCAUCACAUGCUCAAUUCACAGAAUCAAUCGGGAGGAAAUUGACCAAUGAAAGAAAUCAAAACCGACCCAGCUCAGCCCCACACCAAUUCAAUCCAGCUCCUGAAUGUGCUCCCAGUUCUACCAGCGCCUCACGUGCACAAUCUCAAGUUUACGCCAGCGAACCCUACCUAGACGCUCAGAUCCUAAGUACAACUGACCGUUUCUCUAGCUCAUCCUCACAGGAUGGUCCAUUUCAUCCAAAAUGUCGCAACAUCCCCACUUCUACACAGCCCCAAGAAGACUCGACAAGGAUAUCCAAUCCGCCCCAAGACUGCUUGUCAGGUUUUCCCCUACGACUGGACCAAUUUCAAUUUGAUUUCGGCGAGAAUCACAAUACGAGAUUUGUUGUGAUUGAAGACCCACCCCCUAUCUUUGACCAACGCCCUGACAAUGCACCAUCACACACCCAGCGCGACUUCUUUCAACAAGCUCAAACCCAGCCUACCGCUCUCACAUCACUUCCAGACAGUCGACAAUCAUCUAGGACGUCUAUCUGUUCCGCUAACAAUCAGCAAUAUCAUGAACGUAGUUCUAAUCAAAGCGGCCGAUUGUCAAGGAUGUCGUACUGUUCAACACAUGUUCAACAACCUAAUCCUCAACCUGCACAAGUAGCCACAACCAUUUAUCAGCAUCCCCUGCUAGCGAUAUCCUCUAGAAGUUCGCGUGUCAGUACGCAUCAACAUUCUUCUGAUCAGAUAGGAGUUAUUAAUCAGUUCAGUAAUGAACUUCUUGAGGGGGAUCAAAAUCCGUCUCAUGACCAAUCUUCAACCUAUACACAAGCAAGAGUAACGACUCCUGAUCCCGAGAGAUCAGUGCCACAGGUUUGCGCGAUCAAAUCACCUGGAUAUCCAAAACAUCUCAAAAGUGCCUGCAGCACUAUUCCUAAUGGUAUUGGCUCCGGUCUUUUUCGGCCCGAUAGCUCUCAGACCAAUACACGUCCAGCUUUUCAUCCACAAUAUCAUUUGGUGCCACAGCCACAGGAAUUUCAAACACAUCACGAGCCUGAUUUGGUAACCCAUGCUACCAAGCAACGCGGCAUUUCCGUUCCACCUUAUGAGGAACACACUAGAUUAUAUAGGCCAAAAUUACCCAAUCCACCCUCAGCAAAUCCUCAAAUCUUUUAUCCCAAUCGUGCCUUUUUACAGGCUCCCACUCCUGUUUUCCACAUGGCCAAUCAGGUUAAAUUCGACAUUGGACGAGAUCACAUUCCUAGUUUUGGGGCACUGUUGGCUACUCCAUCAUUGGUCCAAUCCUUUAAUACACGUCCUGGUGAAAGAACAUCGCAGACCCAGCGCGACAUCUUUCAACAACCCUCACCCCAGCCCAUCAAUGUAUCACUUUCUCGUCCAUCGUUGAGGAUGUCCAUAAGUCCCGUGCAAAAGCAACCACCUCUUCAAAGGGGCCAAUCCUCCUGGGUGUUAUCUGCAGCAAAUAAUCCUCAAGCGGCUCCCUAUCCACCUACUGAUCUUCAAGCUAACUCUCGACCUACUGCGCCUCGAGCUGCCUCUCGGCCUGCUGCUCAAGCUGCGCAAGGCGACACAUCUGCUUAUCAUCAUUUACCAACAGCGUCGGCGUCCACAUCUAUGGAGAUUGAUAAUGAUACAAGUACUUCCAGGGUGUUAUCUGCUGCAAAUAAUCCUUGUGCGGCUCCUUAUCCACCUCCUCAUCCAGUUCCUCGACCUACUGAUCUUCAAGCUAGCUCUCGUCCUGCUGAUCAAGGCGUCCCUCGACGACUUGAUCCUCACGUCGCCCGUCGACGAACUACUCCUCAAGCCGCUUCUGGACCUACUUCUAGACCAACUGCUCGUCCUACAGCUUCUCAAGCUGCCUCUCGGGCUGCUGCUCAAGCUGCACAAUCUGGACCUACUUCUCGACCAACUGCUCGCCCUACAGCUCCUCGAGCUGCCUCUCGGCCUGCUGCUCAAGCUGCGCAACGCAAGGCGUCUGCUUAUCACCAUCGACCAACAGCGUCGACGUCUAUAUCUAUGGAGAUUGAUACUGAUACAAGUACGUCCAAUUCCCAAGAGACGGAAGAUCUACAUGAGCUCGACGACGAUGACAACGAUUCCGGCGAGGACCAUCAAGAAGACCUAGACCAAGAAGACCAGCACGGAGAAGACAAAGACAAAGACAACCAGCACAGAGAAGACAAAGACGAAGACGAACAAGACACAGAAGAAUCUGACUUAGAUGGUGUUUAUGAUCUUGUUGAAACUCGCAAGUAUCAAAAUCGUAAAUCUGCACGCCGAGUUAAAAAGACGAUCGCCAGACACAAUGCAGCGCGUCUCGAGAAGCUUGCUAAACCUCCGGCAGAGUGCUCUCAAUAUGAGCGACUCGCUAUUGCGAUUCAUCAUUUUAACAACAUGCUUCUUGGUAUCGUUCGGAAAGGUAGAGGCCGUAAGGGCAACCGAUUUCUUCCCUUGCCCCCCUCAGACAAAGAGUAUUCUGUUUGGGACAAACGGAAAGUAGAACGUCGGCGCUUGAUGGAUAAAAGUUCUGAACAAGCUCGCUCUCGCUACCAGCGUAAAUAUCCAUCCGCCCUUCCCGCACAGCUUGCAAGAGUUGGAGAUCACGCAGCGGAGGAAGCUAUCUCCACAAUUCCUCCAGUCAAAUUCACCUUGCUUGUGCCACUCAGAAAUUCUGGCGUUCGUUAUUCAACCACCAUGGCCUCUACUUGUGAGGCGACAUUGGCUCUCUCUGGCUUUACACGAUUUACCUACGAUUGGACUGAUUCUUUCAAGUCAAAAUGGAAUGAGGCGGUUUCAGCGAUUAUUCUCCAAGAAUGGGAGAAGUGCUACAGGCGAGGAGAUGCCAAUGAUUACUACGUUGAUGUUCAUCAAGUGACCGCCAAAAACAUUCGCGAGGUUCUUGAGAGGUGGUUCAAUACCAAGGUCAGGGAAUAUGUAAACCAGUGCGGUCAAGAGGGUGGGAAGAAGAGAAAGCAACCACACGAGCAGGAGGUGCUAAAAGAGAAAUCUCGCCGUAGGCAAUCACAAAAGAAGGUUUGUAAGCUUCGAAAAGACACUUUCAAAAGGUUUUUCCCGGAAAACCGGGCACUCGGCAUCAUCUUGUCAGAAAGAUCAGUCCAUUCUGAAGAUGAAGUUGAUGCUGAUGGUCACUCAUACCGGAAGCAGAAGCUUUGGAGGCAUAGGGACCUUACCGAAUUCCUCCAUGAGUUGGACAAGCUGCACAUCAAAGAUCAGCAGAGUGAACAGGCUUCCACUUCCGCCCUCAAAGCUCUCGACCGUGGGCCUUACACGGAUACAGACGAUGCAGAUUUCCUUGCACGCCCCCCCAAAGGAUUUCCAAAAUCUCUACUUAAUCAGGAAUUUAUGAAGCACCAUGUAUCCAGAGUUGCGGUUUUGGACCUUGAACUCUCAUCACAAGAGUAUGAUAUAACUCCAUUUGUUGAGCACGCCACAUGGCUCCAGUUAACUGAAGGGUCUUGA
Melampsora larici-populina 98AG31 is the source of this 4458-nucleotide messenger RNA. RefSeq lists its product as uncharacterized. The transcript is spliced from 8 exons. The record is from RefSeq and is a predicted model, not a curated record. Bases 1 to 4458 code for a protein of 1485 amino acids. NCBI's taxonomy places the organism in Eukaryota, Fungi, Basidiomycota, Pucciniomycetes, Pucciniales, Melampsoraceae.